Molecule: messenger RNA, 1266 nt
Organism: Symbiodinium natans
Lineage: Eukaryota; Dinophyceae; Suessiales; Symbiodiniaceae
Source: the annotation of a GenBank genome assembly
AUGGGGAGGGCAGCUUUCGUUUCGCAUCAGUGGCUUGCCAGGAACCACCCAGAUCCCAACUUCAAGCAAAUGCGUAUUUUGCAGGAUGCUUUGAAGCGUCUCAUGAGCAGCCACGGUUCUGUGCCACUGGACAUGGUGACAGAAUCUGCCGUACCCACGGCCAAACCCCUUCCCAUGCGGGCGUUUCAAGAGCAGGCGUUGUUCGUCUGGUACGACUUCUUCUCUUGUCCCCAGCAGCACCGGAAGUCUGCUGAUCAAGCCAGCCUCAGCCAGCAGGCGGACGCCAUCAGCAGCAUCCCAGCCUACGUAGCAAAAUGCUACUUCUUUCUCGCUUUGUGUCCGGUGCUCGACUGCCCCGAGGAGAGCAAGGUGCUUUCGGCAACGACGUGGAACCACCGCGGAUGGUGUCGGGUAGAAAGGACCGCAAGAGAACUGUCAAGCAACAGCAGCUGGGUGCUUAUCCAGAGUGAUGCAGCUUUCGAAGUCGUCGGCACGGCAGUCUCUUUUGUGACUGGAGCCGUAGGGGAGGGUGAAUUCGGCAUUGAGAGCGAUCGUCAGAUGCUUGCGCCAGUAAUGCGCAGCAUCAUAUUGCAGAAGUUGAAGCGCUGCCUGCGAGCUGGCGACCUGCCCGGUUUCCGUCGCAACUUCAGCCUGCAGAGCGUGUACUUGCGAGGGCUGGAUAUCGAGCACGUGGCGGGCUUGCUUGACAGCAACGAUGACUCCGAUGACGCCGCCUCAGCGAGUGGAACGAGUGGAGCCAGUGGAGCCAGUGGAGCCAGUGGACGUCUGGACGCAGUGGCGGAGUUCCUUCGCCAGAAUGGCCUCCGGAAAGCCUGCAAAGCCGACAGCGCGGGAUGGCGGCCACUGCACUAUGCCGCCUUAGCCGGGGAUGUCGAGGUGCUCCAAGGUCUCCUUGAAGGGCGGGCAGAUGUCAACCGCCGCACCUCGAAGGAUGAGCCGGUGCUGGGCUUUCCGCCUUGGAUGUCAGCACUGGACCUGGCAGUCUGCUACAAGCACCAUGACGCCACGCGGCUGCUGCUUUCAGCAAGAGCCAACCUCGAGGGAGGGCUCGCGCCGGCCUUGGUCUUUGCUGCGAUGACCGACAAUGUGGAAGGCAUUCGCCUCCUCUGCGCAGCAGGCGGCAAUCCAUUGGGCCGCAACCUCUUUGGGUUCUCCCCGUUGAUGACCGGAGCCUCAUACGCAGCGACAGCAGCAGUUGAGGAGCUCAUAAAACAGGGUCGCCCGGACCCACUGGAGCUCUCACGC